CUCCUGCACAGACUGAGAUAAACAUCUCGGAGAUCUGAGAGAGAGAGAGAGAGAGAGAGAGAGAGAGAGCGCUGCAGCUUGAGCGUUGAUCUGCGCCUAAGGAUUAAUUCAAAUUGAAGUUUGUGCUUCAUAACUUGCACAAUGACGACUUCUGUGGGUAAAAGGCCGAGCACGGAGCUGAGGAAGGUGCGCCUGCGUGAUGCGGCUCGCUGUAGGCGGAGUCAGGAAACGGAGGUGUUCUACGAACUUGCACACUCAUUACCCCUGACACGCCGCAUCACCUCCCACUUAGACAAAGCUGGGAUCAUGAGGGUAACCCUCAGCUACCUGCGUAUGCGCCAACUUCUCCAGUCUUCAGGGACCAAGGCAACGCCAGCAGAGGAGGAAGAGGAGGAUCCCAUUGAUACGUUCUACCAACAGGCACUUGCUGGCUUUAUCAUGGUCAUGAGUGAAGAUGGGGAUAUGGUCUUCCUGUCUGAAAAUGUCAGCAAGUUUAUAGGCAUCACACAGCUGGAGCUGCUUGGACAGAGUGUGUACGAUUAUGUCCAUCCAUGUGAUCAAGAGGAGCUGAGAGACCUUCUUACCACAAAGCCGGGACUCUUUAAGAAGAAGUCUGAUAGUUGUACAGAGUGCAACUUCUUCCUGAGACUGAAAAGCACACUUACGAGCCGUGGAAAAACCGUGAACAUCAAGUCUGCCACCUGGAAGGUGGUUCACUGCAUAGGCUAUUUGAAGACACUAAAUCAGGAAGGAGAAGACUCUUCACCCGCAGGGAGCUACAUGACCCUGCUGUGUGAACCCAUUCCACACCCGAGCUAUGUGGAAUUCCCUCUGGACAGCAACACCUUCCUCACACGCCACAACAUGGACCUGCACUUCAACCACUGUGAUGACCGGGUGACGGAGCUUGUUGGAUACCAUCCCAGUGACCUGAUCGGUCGAUCUGUCUACGAUUUUUUCCAUGCGCUUGAUUUUGAUCAUCUGACUAGGAGCUUGCAUAUCUUGAUCUCCAAAGGUCAGGUGUGCACUAGCCAUUACCGCUUCCUGGCUAAGAACGGAGGAUUUGUUUGGACCGAAACCCAGGCCACGGUUCUAUACAACAAGAAGACCACGCAGCCUGAAGCUGUAGUGUGCCUCAACUUCAUCCUCAGUGCGGUGGAAGAGGCAGACACGGUGUUCUCCAUUGAGCAGACGCGCAGUGACUCGAUGGAGGACAAACCGAGUGUGAUUACGGUGGACGACUCAGAGGAUGAAAUGAGUAGCAGCAGCAGCAGCAGCAGCAGCGAGCUUUUCCACCGUUUGAAGGACAAUCCAGAGGAUCUUCUGCAGCUGGCACCAGCCCCAGGAGAUACCAUCAUACCACUGACAGAGCAUAGCGAGUUGUUCUUUGGCCGACCAUCCAGCCCCAACACACUGCCCACAUGUCCAAAGGAACUGUGUACCCCAAAACUCCGCCAGCUCCUCUCACCCAUAUUUGACAACCCUGACUCCUCUGAACUGAGCUCGAGCGAUGAGAUUCUCAUGGACACUGGUGAUGUGGAGAAGUUCUUCUGCAAGCCAGAGGAGACUCAGAAAAAGCCAAUGGAGGAUAUGGAUGACAUGGAUCUGGAUAUGUUGGCACCAUACAUCUCCAUGGAUGAAGACUUCCAGCUGACCUUCCUACCACAGUUACCCGAGGCAGAGACACAGACUGAUGUAUCAACCACAGCUUCUAAGAAAAGAGGCCUGGAGGAAGAGGAAGACGUACCAUCUCUAACAUCUAACUGGGAGAAGAGACAGAAGAACUCCCCCAUAGAGGAGGAAUUUCUUCUCACUCACUCCUCGUUGAUUCAGGUUGCAGGAGGUUUAGAAGAGAUGGAGCCUGAGCGUUGGAAACAGAGUCAGCUCCUGACAGACAGAGAUCCUGUGCUGGGAGGAACACAAACACUCUGUGAUACAGCAGCUUUGAUGCGAGAUUCUUUCUCAUCACAACCACCUGAUUUAAUGACUGGGACUGUAUCGUCUCUUGCCUGAGAGAGGAAUUGUAAAUCCUGAAGCUACAACCAAUGUGCUUUAUUGUUUUUUUUUUUAUUAUGAAGUCAUAAUAAAAAGUAUAAUAGUCACAACACAGUAUAAGAAAUUGUGAAUUAAAACCACAUACGAAAGAACAGAUCCUUGCCAGAUUCUUCGGCCGACUUCUAACCAUUUAGCAGACGGCGGGUUGCAGGAACAUAGUUGGGUUUGAAAUAACACCCCCGAGCAGAAUUUGUUGUGAGGGUUGGCAUCAGUCACACCGUGCUCACUUCAAAAACAUGCAUUUCAACUCGAGCAGAGCUGACUGAUGCUGUGACAUCAACGACCAUCCACAUAUCAACACUUUCACAAAACUGAACUGAACUCUGUCACAUGAGAGAAAGUUAAGUGCAAAAUGUUGUGCAAUAAUUCAACAUGGACAACCAGUUUAUUCAGAUUUCCACCUAUACAUUUUCCAGUGCAUGAAUAAACAUGGUCAAAGAAUGAAUUAAACUGAAGAUUGGUUUAGUUUCUGUGCCAUAUUUUGCUGUGGCCAUGGAAGUGCAAGUAUAAUAACCACAGUGUUAAGUUGUGUAACCCUAACUCCAUCUUUUGGUUGUGAAUGAGAAAUCUGAAACGUGAUUUAUUGGUCAUUUUGAGCCUCAUUUUUAAAUGGAGGUGUAUACAUGUCUGAUCGAUGCUAUAGAUAACGCACACAAGAAAUCUUCGCCUUUUUCUGAAAACAUCAUUUUAUUAAACAUUUUAUAUACCUUUUCAUAUGUAACAUGUAAGUAAAUAUGCCAAGCCUUUUGUUUCAUUUCUGUUGUAGCUUUGUGUCCUUUUGAAAUUUACAGUACUCUCUGUAGUGUCCAUGUGAAUAGAAACUUGUCAUGUAUAAGCUUUAGCAGAUUGGGGGACAGUAGCCAGAAAAUGUUUAGUCUUUUGCAUUUAAUCACUGAAUGUGUUGGUUUUUGAUCAUGUAGUUUAUCAGUAUAUGGGCUAGCUUUAUCUCUAACGAUACAGUGUUCGAUCUCAUAUGAAAACUGUGUUUAUGGAUUUGUUCUCAGUAACUUUUUAUUUGAUUAUAUUCAGCAUUAUCCCAUAUUUUAAGAUCUGGGUUGGGAAGCCUUACAAGUUAUGUUGAUGGAUAAUUAAACAUGGCUUGCAUGUACAUUUCCUUAUUCUUUUGUCAUCUGUAAUCCCUGGAUGUCUUGUUUCAUAGUUUUUAAUCCUGAAUUUUCACACUGAUAUGUAACCAUGAAUGAAUUAUUUUUAAUGAAACAAUAAAACUGAGUGUAUGAUGGUGUA
This is a messenger RNA of Tachysurus fulvidraco (yellow catfish), 3300 nucleotides long. It is a transcript of the gene hif1al, whose product is annotated as hypoxia inducible factor 1 subunit alpha, like. Gene Ontology annotation, biological process: regulation of transcription by RNA polymerase II; cellular response to hypoxia. Bases 142 to 2013 code for a protein of 623 amino acids. Lineage: Eukaryota; Metazoa; Chordata; Actinopteri; Siluriformes; Bagridae. The record is from RefSeq and is a predicted model, not a curated record. The transcript is spliced from 15 exons. Gene Ontology annotation, molecular function: DNA-binding transcription factor activity, RNA polymerase II-specific; RNA polymerase II transcription regulatory region sequence-specific DNA binding; protein dimerization activity.